This is a messenger RNA of Elaeis guineensis (African oil palm), 1449 nucleotides long. Its product is annotated as protein NODULATION SIGNALING PATHWAY 2-like. The record is from RefSeq and is a predicted model, not a curated record. Lineage: Eukaryota; Viridiplantae; Streptophyta; Magnoliopsida; Arecales; Arecaceae.
AUGGAGUAUGAACCAAGUUAUGGGCAAUGUUCUCUACAAGCCAAUGAAGAUAUCAUCUUCCCUUUGAUCAUGCGUGAUGUUUUCCCUGAAAAUGCUCAGAUGGAUGCCACAGUUUACGUCAACGGGGAGAACUUCAAUACUGGCUUUCCUGGGAUGAGCUGUGUUAAUGAGCCAUUGGUUCAUGACAGCUUCAUGGACCUGGAAAAGUUCCGUCCUUUAGGCCAUGAUGGAGUGUGUCAUGAGUACUCAUCCCAACACUUGGUAGCAAUCCAAGGGGAACUAAUGGAGGAGAACAGCUUGACCGAUCUACUCCUGGCUGGUGCCGAAGCUGUUGAGACUGAGAACUGGCAUGUAGCCUCCAUAGCACUUGCCAGGCUCGAUCACCUGCUUCUUACCCAAGAAACUGACACUAAUCCUCUUAGUCAAUUGGCCUGCUACUUUGCGCAGGGGCUCCGGCCUAGGACUAAUGAUCUCGGUGCAAACGGCGUCUCUCCGGUCCGUUCCAUGGUGUCCGAUGGCAUGUCGGCAUACCAGAUGCUGCAGGAACUAUCACCAUAUGUGAAGUUCGGGCACUUCACGGCAAACCAGGCCAUCCUUGAGGCGACGGAGGGUGAUCGGGAGGUCCACAUCGUGGAUUUCGACGUGAUGGAGGGGAUACAAUGGCCACCAUUAAUGGUGGAUUUUGCUAGCAGAGCCGGCACGUCACUUUGGAUCACUGCACUUGUUGAGGCCGGCAAUGUGGAGGUGGUCCACCGGACUGGACGGAGGUUGGUGGAGUUUGCCGACUCGAUCGGGCUCCCUCUUAGGUUUGAUUGGUUGUAUGUGGACAACGAAGGGGACUUGGAACGGGUCGAAGCCGGCGAAGGAUCACUCAUAAUAAACUGCAUGGUCAAUCAGCUAGAAAGGCCAAGCAGGAGCUUUCAAUCACUAAACGCCUUGCUUGGUGGUGUGAGGAAGUUAAGUCCAAAGCUGGUGGUUUUGGUGGAGGAAGAGCUCUUUAGCUUUGGUAAGAGUCCUUUCAAGUCCUUCGUGGAGUUCUUUUGUGAGGCUUUGCACCAUUUCUCUGCUAUCUUGGAUUCAUUAAAGGGUAGUUUUGUUGGUGGCUAUAGGAUGGGGCUGAGGCUGGUUGAGAGGGAGAUGCUGGGACCUAGGAUUAUGGAGUCUGUGGGACAUUUUUUAAGAGAAAUGAAGGGGUGGGGAGGUGGUUUUCGUGGGUUGGAGGGUUUCAGGGCCAUUCCUCUGAGCUCUUGUAACGUUUCUCAGGCCAAGUUUUUGGUGGGGCUCUUUAGUAAAGGGUAUGGGGUGCAGCAUGAGAGGGGUAGGUUGUCUCUGUGUUGGAAGUCAAGGCCUCUAACCACAGUGUCCAUCUGGGUCCAUGAAGGCAUUUUUGGUGGUUCAAGGGAUAUCUCAGUUUCUAACCCUCGACAUGGAUUUUCAUGGAAGUGUUAG